Molecule: messenger RNA, 951 nt
Organism: Doryrhamphus excisus (bluestripe pipefish)
Lineage: Eukaryota; Metazoa; Chordata; Actinopteri; Syngnathiformes; Syngnathidae
Gene: cep20
Product: centrosomal protein 20
Biological process (GO): cilium assembly; microtubule anchoring
Cellular component (GO): motile cilium; centrosome; ciliary basal body
Molecular function (GO): protein binding
Source: RefSeq, a predicted model, not a curated record
CGCUAGGUGGCAGAAACGAUCAGAUUGUCAUUUAAAUUGCGCGAAGAAAAGCCAUUGGUUUGUUUACGCUUGUUGCAAUGGCGACCAUCACUGAACUGAAAUGUGCCGUCCGAGAAACCCUCGAAUCCCGCGGGGUGCUGGGCCAGCUGAAGGCUCGUAUCCGCGCAGAGGUGUUCGGCGCCCUGGAUGACCAGCGCGAACAGCGUCCGUCGUUGUCCCACGAAAACCUGCUCAUCAACGAGCUCAUACGAGAGUACCUGGAGUUCAACAAGUACCGGUACACUGCGUCGGUUCUGACAGCAGAGUCAGGCCAACCCCAAGUUCCCCUGGAUAGACACUUUUUGGCCAGCGAGCUGAGAGUCACAGAGGAUAUGAGCUCCAAGUCCGUGCCACUCCUGUACGGGUUGGUGUCCCACUUCCUGCAUAGUGGCGAUGACGAGAGGAAAGUGUUCCUAAGGGGUCCCGCUGUUGGCAACACAGGACAUAAAGCAGACAGCUAAAAGAUGUUCCUGUGUUGUAGGUGAAAAUCAUAAUUUAUUUAUCUAAUUUGUAUUCCGGCGGAUGAGUGGUUAGCGCACAGGCCUCACAGCUAGGAGACCCAAGUUCAAUUCCACCCACGGGCAUCUCUGUGUGGAGUUUGCAUGUUCUCUCCACGCAUGUGUGGGUUUUCUCCGGGUACUCCGGUUUCCUCCCACAUUCCAAAAACAUGUUAGGUUAAUUGGCAACUCCAAAUUGAAUGUGAGUGUGAAUGGUUGGUUGUCUAUAUGUGUCCUGUGAUUGGCUGGCGACCACCUCUCGCCCGAUGACAGGUGGGUUACCUGCUGAGAACCCCGACACUCUUGUGAAUGAAUAAUUUGUAUUCCAAAAUUUAGUAGUUUUUUUGUCUUUUCACUACUGCUAUGGUCAUGUUUUUUAGUUAGUUCUGUCAUUGAAAAUAAAUGUUUUCUAAAG